UACGAGGUCAAGGUGACGACGCCGCCGGAGCGCUCGCUGGGGACGCACCGGUUCCCCGCGAACACGCACUGCGGGGACACGAUCGAGCUCAGGAACCGGUACUUCGUCGUCGACAAGGUGGCGUAUCACUACAAGCUCGAGCGCGGGAAGUACCGGAAGGACGACAGCCGCCUGUACGUGCAGGAGGCGACGCGAUUCCUCCUGAACAAGCACCUGGACUCGCUCUUGGAGAAGAGC
Micromonas pusilla CCMP1545 is the source of this 237-nucleotide messenger RNA. RefSeq lists its product as uncharacterized. Lineage: Eukaryota; Viridiplantae; Chlorophyta; Mamiellophyceae; Mamiellales; Mamiellaceae. The transcript has a single exon. The annotation marks the transcript as partial. The record is from RefSeq and is a predicted model, not a curated record.